This is a messenger RNA of Talpa occidentalis (Iberian mole), 1811 nucleotides long. RefSeq names its product SH2 domain containing 5 (gene SH2D5). The record is from RefSeq and is a predicted model, not a curated record. Bases 1 to 1281 code for a protein of 426 amino acids. The transcript is spliced from 9 exons. Gene Ontology annotation, cellular component: postsynaptic density. NCBI's taxonomy places the organism in Eukaryota, Metazoa, Chordata, Mammalia, Eulipotyphla, Talpidae.
AUGCAGAAGGCUGGGGCCGGGGCCCGGAGGGCCUCCGACUGCGGCCCUGCCCCUCUCCGGCCCAGGUGCAUCACCAAGUUUGCCCAGUACGUGGGCUCCUUCCCCGUGGAUGACCUGGACACGCAGGAGAGUGUGUGGCUGGUGCAGCAGCAGCUGUGGGCACUGAAGGACUGUCCCCGGCGCCGGGCUGUCAUCCUGAAAUUCAGCCUUCAGGGCCUCAAGAUCUACAGCGGGGAGGGUGAGGUGCUCCUGAUGGCGCACGCCCUGAGGCGCAUUCUCUACUGCACCUGGUGCCCCAGCCACUGCCAGUUUGCCUUCAUGGCCCGAAACCCCCGGAGCCCGGCUAGCAAGCUCUUCUGCCACCUCUUUGUGGGUAGCCAGCCUGGAGAGGUCCAGAUCCUGCACCUGCUUCUCUGCCGGUCCUUCCAGCUCGCGUACCUCUUACAGCACCCUGUGGAACGGGCACAACCUGAGCCCUGCCCGGGGCCUGCGGGGGAUGCGCCCCUGAAGCCACUUUCCAAUCCUGGGGGUCCUCCGGGCCUGGUCCGGGAACCCUUCGGCCGUGAUCAGCUCUCACAGAACGUUCAUGCGCUGGUCUCCUUCCGGCGGCUGCCGGCGGAGGGGCCCAUGGGCAGUGGGAGGGAGCUUUCAGAGUCAGAAGGCCGAACCCGCCAUGCCCGCCUGGGGAACCCCUACUGCUCGCCCACGCUGGUACGAAAGAAGGCCAUUCGCAGCAAGGUGAUCCGCUCCGGGGCCUACCGAGGCUGCACCUAUGAGACGCAGCUGCAGCUGUCUGCUCGGGAGGCCUUUCCCACUGCAUGGGAGGCGUGGCCCCGCGGUCCUGGUGGCCCCUCGUGCCUGGUGGAGACUGACGGCAGCCUGACGGAGAACAUCUGGGCCUUCGCCGGCAUCUCCAGGCCCUGCGCCCUGGCUCUGCUGCGGAGAGACGUGCUUGGGGCCUUCCUCCUGUGGCCCGAGCAGGGCGCCAGCGGCCGCUGGUGCCUGUCAGUGCGGACGCAGUGCGGCGUGGUGCCACAUCAGGUGUUCCGGAAUCACCUGGGCCGCUACAGUGUAGAGCACCUGCCGGCCGAGUUCUCCAGCCUGGAGGCCCUGGUGGAGCACCACGCUGGGACCGAGCGCAGCCUCUUCUGCUCCCUGGACAUGGGCCGCCUGAACCCCGGCUAUGAGGAACAGGACUGUGGGCCCGAGGGCAGGCCUCCGCGGACACUGCGGCCCCUGAGCCACGCCAAGUCCGAGGCAGAACUGCAGGGCCUGGGCUAGAGGCUGGGCCGCCCACACACAGGCCCCGCCUCGCUCUGACUCCUGGGCCUCGGCAGGAGGCUGUGUCCUUCCUCCACCCAGUCGCUGUGCCCCUGGACCAUCUUCCAUCACUUCCCCGCCUGUGGGAGGAGCCCUGGAGUUGGGAUGGCAAGUGACAUGUGAUGGCGCGUGUGGCCCAGCAUGAGUACAGGGUCGGUGGGGCGCCGGGCGGCUGUGGGCGGCAGGUGGCUGGAUGCUUGUCGCCUCCGGGCUUCACUUUGCUCCUGGCGCGCUCUGAGGCGGCAGUUACAUUUCAAGAUGAUGGCGGUGUCUCUCUAGAGGCGGGGCCUGGGGGCCCUGACUCCCUGGGAGUCUCCAAGGGCAGGAGUGAGGGAGAGGUGUUCAGGGAGGCAGGCGUGAGUUCUCCCUUUGGGCACAGGCCUGGGGCUGGGGCCAAGCUGCACCCGGGCUGCCAGAUGGAGCAGGGCCUGUUCUCACCUGCGAGAAAAGCAGCUUUCCCUGCGUUCUGAGGAAUGGCAGAAAGGACAGGG